UGUGACUCGUUUUAAAUAAAGUGAAUUUUUCAGUAAAAGAAUCUCAGAAUGGAAUCAAGACAACCUCUCUUUGACCUUGGCUACUGCUAUCCAGAAAAAAAUAGAUCCUGCCUUAAAUUACUGCGCAAAACAGAAGAUUAUGUGGCCCUCUACAUUUUUGCAGGAGUUAUCAUUGGGCUUACAAUGAUAGGAAAUCUGUUCGUGGUCAUUUCAGUCUCUCAUUUCAAACAGCUUCAUACAACAACUAACUUUCUUAUUGUGUCGCUCGCUAUGGCAGAUUUCUUAAUUGGAAUGUUUGUAAUGCCUUUAGAAUUUCAUCUUAAAAUAGAGACCUGCUGGUACUUCAGUGAAAAUGUCUGCAUAUUUUAUAUCAUAUAUGUAUAUUUUUUAAAUUUACUUUCUAUAAUUCAUUUGGUUUUAAUAUCAGUUGAUCGUUAUUUAGCUAUAUGUCACCCUUUCUAUUAUAAUACUAAAAUGUCAGGAACUAAAAUGUGGGUGGCAAUUGCUUUGUGUUGGCUGUUGUGUUUUUUUUAUACAUUAACUAGAGUACUUUUUACUGGAGGUGUAAUUGUAACCAAUAUUUGUGCUGGAUUUUGUAGAUUUUAUCAUACAAAUAUUUGGUAUCUUUUUAAUUUAAUACUUACAUUUAUAUUACCUUCUACAACAAUUAUAUGUUUAUAUGGAAAAGUAUUUAUCAUUGCAAGAAGUCAUGCAAGGGCUAUAAAAUCUAUGAAUGAACACUCCACAGACAGCAAAACGAGAAACAUACCAAAUUCAUCACAAAGGAAGGCUGCGAUGACUCUAGGAAUAGUGGUGAUAGUAUUUUUGAUUUGCUGGAUCCCAGUCUAUGUGUUCCCUAUAGCAGUAACAUCAAGCUCAGUUCUUAACUAUAUUAUAGUAGAUGCUUUUUCUUGGAUAAGUCAAAUUAAUUCUUGCAUGAAUCCAUUUAUUUAUGCGUUGUUUUAUCCUUGGUUUCAACAAUCUCUAAAACUAAUGCUCACAUGUAAAAUAUUUAAACCCGCAUCAUCAGUUAUGAACCUUUUUGUAAAGAAAUAAGAUUUAAAUGGAAAGAACCUGCAAAGGUGAGAUUUUUAAAAUAUUCUUUUAAUAUGAAUAUUAGGCUCUAAAAAUAUACAGCAAUAGAAUCCUUAGAAUGAUAUUUACUGUUUAAUGUUUCUUUUUUGUAGUGUUGUUGUUUCACCUUGCCAUAUUGCUGGUGUCUGUGGCGCAUUUUAAUGUGGUUUUGCAAAUUACAAAGAUUAGCAUAAGUUUAAAAGUACUGUUCACUUGUGUGUUGCUUGACAUUGUGCAUUAAAUUUUUGUUUAUUUAAA
This is a messenger RNA of Erpetoichthys calabaricus (reedfish), 1332 nucleotides long. RefSeq names its product trace amine-associated receptor 13c-like. The transcript has a single exon. Bases 49 to 1056 code for a protein of 335 amino acids. Gene Ontology annotation, cellular component: membrane. NCBI's taxonomy places the organism in Eukaryota, Metazoa, Chordata, Cladistia, Polypteriformes, Polypteridae. The record is from RefSeq and is a predicted model, not a curated record. Gene Ontology annotation, molecular function: trace-amine receptor activity. Gene Ontology annotation, biological process: G protein-coupled receptor signaling pathway.